AUGCUUCUUCUCCUGGUGCUCCUGGGUGUGGCAGGGACUACGGACCCUUUGUCAGAUUUAGAACAUGUGGCCGGGAAGCUGGUUUUCUAUCAGAUGGAGGGAAAUGCCACCUUUGUGAGAGACAUGGGAGAUCUGGCGUCAGAUGUCCCCACAGAGACCAUGUUUGAACUCUUCGAUCCCCAGAGGAAUUUCAGCAGAUCUAAAUUCACCUAUACCUGGGAUUUAGGCAACGGAGAAGUGAUCCAGGGGACAGAGCCGGUUGUCCGCUUCCAUUACCCAGAGUCAGGGAACUACACACUGCGACUGAAGGUGGGAGUCAAUAUGACCAAAUACACUCCUGCAAUCACUGGGGUCUACUCCACAGACGUUCAAGUGCUCGAUGCCAUCAAAAACAUUGAGCUGAGGAGCCCUUCAGAUUAUGAGGUGUCUCAGGACUCCAGUUUGGCUUUUCACGUUGAUGGAAGUCCUCCUAUGUGGGUGUGCUGGCGCUUCCUGCCCUACUGUGUGCCGGACACGAUGGGCGGCUGCACACUGACCAUGUUGUAUGAGAACACCCUGAGGCUGAACCACACCUUCACUUCGGCCGGCGUCCACUGCCUGGACAUCAGUGUCCGCAAUGAAAUCAGCAAACUGCAAACCUCCUUCAGUCUCUAUGUCAAGAGGAACAGCAACCCUCAACUCUUCUUCAUGCUGUCAUGUGCUGCCGUCCUCAUCGCCACUUUCUCCUUCAUCGCUGUCAUCGCCUGCCGCAGCAGAACACAGAUUCCUGUGUCCAGUAACGCUUUAUACCUGAAGAAUCCAGAGUCAGAAGGCCAGAGCACGAUUCUCUUUAAAUUCUCCAACCUGGAGAGAGGAGAGAAGGAGCCGCUCCUCCUGCAGUGUGGGACUCAAUACAUCUCCUAA
Messenger RNA from Limanda limanda (common dab), 903 nucleotides. It is a transcript of the gene tmem130, whose product is annotated as transmembrane protein 130. NCBI's taxonomy places the organism in Eukaryota, Metazoa, Chordata, Actinopteri, Pleuronectiformes, Pleuronectidae. The transcript has 7 exons. The record is from RefSeq and is a predicted model, not a curated record. Bases 1 to 903 code for a protein of 300 amino acids.